Cuscuta europaea is the source of this 2042-nucleotide messenger RNA. Lineage: Eukaryota; Viridiplantae; Streptophyta; Magnoliopsida; Solanales; Convolvulaceae. The record is from the annotation of a GenBank genome assembly.
AACUAGAUCACCCAAGAAAAACAACUUUGCUUGGUAUAAUACACCUGUGUACAUGUCCUGUGUGUAAACAAAGUUACACCAAGCAAAGUUGAUCACCCAUUUUAGGUCCUGACUCCUGAACCGUGCCCAUUCGGCCAUUCCUACUUGCAGCUGCCAGCAGUUGCCACCGUGACUUUAAGGUCGUAAAUGCGUUUGUCCCUAAAGAUCUAACAGAUCAGGUGACAUUCGAUCUGCGAGCAUAUAGAGAUAGCGGGAGAGGAGCAGGUAAUGAAUACCAACUUUGCGGUUGAGCUGUUUGGGGAAGAUGAAGACGGAGACAACUAUUCAAACGACGAGCAACAGCACCCUCCACAGCAGCGCCAGUCAUCAGCCUCACAAUCGUCUUCUUCAUCGUCCUCCGCAGCCUCCUCCUCCUCAUCCGCCUCUUCGGGUGGUUCUUCACCGUCGUCUUCCAAUAGAAGUAGCAGCGUUAGUGGGAGUGGAAGCGACAGCGGCAGAGAAGAAGACGAUAAUGGGGAAGUCAGGUCUUCUAAUAAUGAUGUUAUUAGUAGUGAUCACAGAUAUGAGAUUGAGGAUGAGGAUAAGGAUCUGUUUGGCUCAGAUAAUGAGGAGUAUGUAAAAACACAUGCUACUAGUCCCUACCCAGUUCCUGUUUUGCCCCCAGUGCGUAAUAUAAACAACCCAUCAAGAGGAGGUAUUGGGCGUGGACGUUGGCAGAAUGGUAGAGGGAAUGGCAUUCUUCCUUCUCCCAAUUAUCCACCAAGACAGAGUUACAAUUAUGGUUCCAAGCUCCCCAAUGUUCCUCGCGAUGAGCGUUUUGUUUCUGAGCUUAAGUUUGCAAAGAGUGAAGAAACAUUGGCAAGAAAGUCCACUGCGAUCCAACAGCCUUGCGAACUUGCUUGCUAUAGUCGAGUGGAAGGGGGAGACGUCUACUUUGACGAUAGUAGCUUGAGGCUAUUUAAACGUCUUAUUACUGAAGAUAUCGGGGCUGACCUGAAUGAAGGCUUUGAUACUUUCAUUGAGAAGGGAGAUCUGGGAUCUCAGGGUUUUGGUGACCUUCUUGCCUGCAUUAGGCACAAGAAGAAGGAAAUUUCACUUGAAAGGAUGCACUUUGUGACAUUCCGCAACAACUUGAAUAAGAUAAUGGCUACUGCCUAUAUCAGGAAUGAGCCUUGGGAAAUGGGAGUUCACAAAAGGAAAGGUGUUGUUUACCUGGAUGUGCACAAAUUACCGGAAAGGCCAAAAAGUGAUCUAGAUAGAAGAAGGUGUUACUGGGGCUAUUGUUUUGAAAGCCUGGCCACUGAAGAUCAUGGUAGAGAACGGAUUUGUGACAUUGAUGCAAAUGUCGAAUUCUGUUCUGUACUUAAAACCAAAAUAGGAGCUCACCGUGUUUUGCUGGGGGCUGAAAUAGAUUGCUGUGAUUCAAGGGAUAACGAUGAAAAAAGAUUCUAUAUUGAACUAAAAACAAGCCGGGAGUUGUUGGACCAUCAUACUGAGGAAAAAUUUGAGAGGGAGAAACUGCUCAAGUUCUGGAUCCAGUCGUUCAUUGCUGGUGUGGAAUACAUUGUUGUUGGAUUUAGGGAUGAUAAUGGUUUCCUUGUCCGGACUGAAAGAAUGAGAACCAAUGAGAUCACACAAAGGGUAAAACUCAAAGGUUAUUGGCAGGGCGGAGUAUGCCUUGCUUUCUUAGAUGAGGUCUUAUGCUGGCUUUAUGGGACAGUGAAGGAAAAUGAAGAUUACAUCUUGCAGUUCACUGCACACUCGAAUCGGUUGGAGCUUCUACGAGCUCAGUCAUGCCCGGAAGCAAUUACUCAGCAUGUUCACGAACUCUAUGUUUUAUGAAUGGUAUGUGCAUUAGAGACAGACUAUAAAGCAGCUCGAUUCCAUUUAAAUGGGUUCAGGCCAGAUUUAAUCCCCUUUUAGCUGUAACUUAUCAUUAAGUGUAAUGUGCAUAGCAAGAAAGUGCACCUUGAAUGAAUGAAUGAAUGUUAGUAAUAAACUUGACCACGGUUUCUAUGAAGUAAUAUUCUUUACGAGUCCAA